GUUGAAACUAAACAAACAAUGUAUUUCUGAGGUUUUGCUUUUUCCAGUAUAUGAAUGUCAAGCGUCCAGUUAAGUCAAGCCUCUUCCUAAUGAUAGAGACUCCCUUGCUGGUUGGCCAAUAGAGAUACCGAAAGUCUUAUGCGAUUUUGAAGUAAACAAUCACUAAAAGAAAAAAUAACUGUAUCAAAACUAAGCAUUUCUUUGAUAUGCCAGGAGACACAAGGCAUGGUCAUGGUGAUGACCCAAAUGAAAGCAUUUCUUCUCUGCCAAAGGUAGCCUCACUUCCAUGGGACAUGAAGACCGAGAAUUCAAUGCUGAGAUCUCGUCUGGAAGAGCAAUCUCAGCUAAUAUGCUUACUGAAACAGCGUGCUGAUGGCACAAUCCAUCGGUGCCAAGGCCUAGAAAGGAUAAAUGAAGAGCUAGAGAGAAGAAGUAAAGAGCUUGCUGAAAAGUUUGAAGCAGAGCAGAAGAGGGCUGAUAAACUGGAUGAGAGUUUCAACUUACUGGCUGACAAUCACCAACAGAUGAUUCAUUUCAAAGAUGAAUACAAAAGACAGAAUGAUGAGUUACGACGUGAGUGUGAGAAGCUUUGUAACAAUGCUCAACCUGAGCUGCUGGAGAAGGACCGGAGCAUCCACCAACUGAAUGACCAGCUACACGCAAUGGAAAAGGUGCAGCGGGAGCAGAGCCUGAGGCAUGAGAAAGAGUUGGAGUCCAUGGAAGAAAGACUGGGACAACUAAUGGAGAAAAACCAGGGACAAACUAUAGAGCUAGACUCACUGAAACUGAAACUAACGGUAAGAUAGUGCUAACCUUUAUCCAUUAUGCCAUGCACUUCUUUCUGUCUUGUGUUUUAACUUUCAUUUGUGUAUGGUGCAGAGAGUAACAUGUACUCACUCUUAUUUAGAGAGUGACUUAUAAUUAUAUAUUUUUGAGUAAUAAACCUUUUGUACAGAAUGACUGCAUGGAAUAAAAUUAGGUUUCAUAGACUUAAAUAAGUGUCCUUUGAUUGGUGGAGCCUCUUUCUGGUCCAGAGAUGUCCAUCCCCUGACACUUGAUGUUUAACUGUAGAAGCUUAAAGGAAUAUUCAAACAACAAACUAAAAUUAAAAAUUCCUGUGUAUUCUUUUUUAGUAAAACACCUUAAAAAUAAUUGAAAUGAUUGAAAUUGAAAUAUUGACUGUACGCUUGUUUUCAGCAGGGUCCUCAUUAACCUAGUGUUCCUCUCAAAGCUUGUAAUAGUUUGUCUCAUGUGUAGUUAAAUUCCCACCUUUAUAACAUUGUAAAGUACUGCAGAAUAAAUUGGCGCUAUAUAAUUGCCAAUAAUAAUGAAAAUGGAAAUUCUUUUUGUCUUCUUGUGUCAAGCAGAAUUCGCAAGAAUUGUGCUGUCAGUCGCAGGAAGAAUUACUGCGCAUGGUGGAAGCACGCAGAGUUGAACAGAAGGAAGCAGAAAGGCGUAUUAGUGAAAUGACAAAGGAGAAAGAAGACCUGCUCAAGUUGUGUAUGGACAGAGGAAAAUCCAUACAAGACAAGCAAAAAGAGAUUUCUGAGCUUAGUGAUAGGUUGCAAGACACUGAAAAGGCACGGCAGAGAGCAGAGGAGAAGUUUCAUCAAGACUCUGCUGCAGUGGAUACAGAUAUCAGAGUGUCAGAGCUACACAAAAAGCUGGAGGAAAGUGAUAAGGAACUGGGGCAGCUCAGGAGGGAAUUUGAAGCCUACAAAAUUCACAGCGGGAACUUGUUAUCCAAGGAAAGAGAACUGAAUGCAAAACUACGGCACUUGAUUGGUUGAACACACUCAUGAUAAUAUUAUGAAAUGUCCUAUUUUUUAAUGAAAUUUGACAUAUUGUUUUAAAAGUCGUUUUAGAAUGACAUAUUCGAAUUAAGAUUAAACAGAGAAACAUAAAUACAUAGAAUGUGACGGCAGAUAAGAACCAAUCGGCCCAUCUGCUCUACCCAAUUUUCGAAAUACUUAAGUUAGUCCCUGGCUUUAUCUUAAGUCUAGGAUAGCCUUAUGCCUAUCCCAUGCAUGCUCACUGUGUUAACAGCUGGAAGGCUAUUUCAUGUGUCCACUACCGUCUCUGUAAAGUAAUACUUCCUUUUGCCCCUCUAAUUUAAGACUAUGUCCUCCUAUAGUCUCCUCCUUUACUGUGUUGAUUCCUUUUAAGUAUUUAAAUGUUUCUAUCAUAUCCCCCCAUCUCGUCUUUCCUCCAAGCUAUACAUGUUAAGACCCUUUAACCUUUCAUGGUAAGUUUUAUCCUGCAAUCCAUGAACCAGUUUAGUAACCCUUCUCCGAACUCUUUCCAAAGUAUCAAUAUCCUUGUGAAGAUAUGGUCUCCAGUACUGCAUAGAAUACUCCAAGUGAGGUCUUACCAGUGGCAUGAGUACUUCCCUCUUUCUACUGCUAAUAUCUCUCCCUAUACAACCAAGCAUUCUGCUAGCAUUUCCUGCUGCUCUCUUACAUUGUCUGCCUACCUUUAAGUCAUCUGAAAUAAUUACUCCUAAAUCCCUCCCCUCACAUGUUGAGGUUAGUAGUGUAUCAAAUAUUCUAUACUCUGUCCUUGGGUUUUUACCCCCAAUAUGCAUUAUCUUGCACUUAUCCACAUUAAAUGUCAGUUUCCACAACUCUGACCAUUUUUCUAAUUUACCUAAAUCAUUUGCCAUUUGGCUUAUCCCUCCUGGAAUAUCAACCCUGUUGCAAAUUUUAGUAUCAUCGGCAAAAAGACAUACGUUAUCAUCAAAACCUCAUGCAAUAUCACUAAUCAAAAUAUUAAAGAGAAUGGGUCCAAGUACAGAUCCAUAAGGUACCACACUAGUAACUAGACCUUGCUUUCAAUAUACUCCAAGGUCUAGUUACUAGUGUGGUACCUACAAAGCAGGCCCAAACCAUAAUGCCCCCACCACCAUACUUCACAGUUGGGAUGAGAUUUUGAUGUUGGUGUGCUGUGCCUUUUUUUCGCCACACAUAGUGUUGUGUGUUUCUUCCAAACAACUCAACUUUGGUUUCAUCUGUCCACAGAAUAUUUUGCCAGUACUGCUGUGGAACAUCCAGGUGCUCUUGUGCAAACUGUAAACGUGCAGCAAUGUUUUGUUUGGACAGCAGUGGCUUCCUCUGUGGUAUCCUCCCAUGAAAUCCAUUCUUGUUUAGUGUUUUACGUAUUGUAGAUUCGCUAACAGGGAUGUUAGCAUUUGCCAUUGACUUUUGUAAGUCUUUAGCUGACACUCUAGGAUUCUUCACCUCAUUGAGCAGUCUGCGCUGUGCUCUUGCAGUCAUCUUUACAGGACGGCCACUCCUAGGGAGAGUAGCAGCAAUGCUGAACUUUCUCUAUUUGUAGACAAUUUGUCUUACCGUGGACUGAUGAACAGCAAGGCUUUUGGAGAUACUUUUAUAGCCCUUUCCAGCUUUAUGCAAGUCAACAAUUCUUAAUUGUAGCUCUUCUGAGAGCUCUUUUGUGCAAGGCAUCAUUCACAUCAGGCAAUGCUUCUUUUGAAAAGCAAACCCAGAACUGAUGUGUGUUUUUUAUAGGGCAGGGCAGCUGUAACCAACACCUCCAAUCUCAUCUCAUUGAUUGGGCUCCAGUUGGCUGACAUCUCACUCCAAUUAGCUCUUGGAGAUGUCAUUAGUCUAGGGGUUCACAUACUUUUUCC
Pelobates cultripes (western spadefoot toad) is the source of this 3646-nucleotide messenger RNA. NCBI's taxonomy places the organism in Eukaryota, Metazoa, Chordata, Amphibia, Anura, Pelobatidae. The record is from the annotation of a GenBank genome assembly.